GGCCCGGGCGCCCCGCGGCCCCGGCCCCGCCGACUGCAGCCCAGCGGCCGGGCCCAGCAUGGGGAGGCGCUGCUGGCGGCGGCGCGUGCUGGCCGCCGCGUGUCUGGGCGCCGCGCUCCUGCUCCUGGGCGCCGCGCCCCGCGCCCUGCGCCCGGCAUUUGAAAACAGGGCCCUGGAAUCCGGCUGGCUUGGUGGGAAGAGGAGGAGUCCCCUGCAGAUGCUCUAUGACCUUGACCAGGGCCCGCUCUCGGCCCUGGCCGAGGUGCACCGGCAGCGGCGCGACCUGCUGCGCCGCGCCUGCAGCCGCCACACGCGCCGGCAGCACCUGCUGCGGCCAGAGGACCUGCGGCACGUGCUGGUGGACGACUCGCACGGCCUGCUCUACUGCUACGUGCCCAAGGUGGCCUGCACCAACUGGAAGCGCGUGCUGCUGGCGCUGAGCGGCCGCGCCCGCGGCGACCCGCGCGCCAUCCCCGCGCACGAGGCGCACGCGCUGGGCCGCCUGCCCUCGCUGGCCGACUUCAGCCGCGCCGAGAUCAACCGGCGCCUGCGCGCCUACCUGGCCUUCCUCUUCGUGCGCGAGCCCUUCGAGCGCCUGGCGUCGGCCUACCGCAACAAGUUCGCGCGGCCCUACAGCGCGGCCUUCCAGCGGCGCUACGGCACGCGCAUCGUGCGGCGCCUGCGGCCGCGCCCGCACCCCGACGCGCUGGCCCGCGGCCACGACGUGCGCUUCGCCGAGUUCCUGGCCUACCUGCUGGACCCGCGCACGCGCCGCGACGAGCCCUUCAACGAGCACUGGGAGCGCGCCCACGCGCUCUGCCACCCGUGCCGCCUGCGCUACGACGUCGUGGGCAAGUUCGAGACGCUGGCCGAGGACGCGGCCUUCGUGCUGCGCCUGGCGGGCGCGCCCGGCCUGCGCUUCCCCGCGCCGCCGCCCAGGGGCACGGCAGCCGCCGCGCGCGCCCAGGCCGCGCGCCUCUUCCGGGACGUCAGCCCCUUCUACCAGCGGCGCCUCUUCGACCUCUACCGGAUGGACUUCCUGCUCUUCAACUACUCCACCCCCGCCUACCUGCGGCUGCACUAGCCCCCGACGCCCCGAGCUAUGGGGGUGGGCCGGAGAAGGUGCGUUUCUGACGAGCCCCCAAGAUGCUGGUGCUGAGGCUCGGGGACUCCACUCUGAGAACCCCUGCACCCUCACUUACGUGCUCGGCCAGCCCCCCUGGGCCUCCAUCACACCCCGCGGGGUUUGGGUGCAGCCCACCUCGGGUGGCUGUACAUCUGUGUGCCCGCCAAUGCCAGUUGCUAGAUGCUUGCUUCGUCUAACUACUCCAGCUGGCAGGCUCUUCCCCUUGGUGAGUGAGGACUGGAUAAUAGUUUUUUGGGUUGUGAGAGGCCAUUUUUUGGGUCACCUCUGCCCUCUAACCUGUCUGUGGUGCGACCUGUCUUGGUGCAGACUGUGGCCCAUCCCAGUGCCCUCCUCACCUCACCCACCCUGGUAAGGACAGCCUGGGCCAAGGAGAGAAGCCCUCUUUUACUGGAUUCAGGCUAGAGCCAUCCUUGUUGAUGGGUGCGGCUCAGGUGCCAGCCAUGAGCUGCCUUCUACUCUGCCUGUGACAGAACAGGGCCACCUCUUUCUGUGGCUGCCCCAUCCUGACCCCACCCUUGGUCUCAGUCUGGCGAGAUGCUUGGUCGUCUGUGCCUGCCUUGAGGAAUUCCUCCUUCUCUGGCUGUCCUCUGACCUCUUUUUCUCUCUGGCUGGCACCAGAAUAUGUCUGUCCUCUUAGAUCACAGGCUGACUGCCUGUCCCCCGAUGGCAAGGUCCCAACUGGGCCAUCAGAUGACCUGAGAAAGGGUCUCAUGCAAAGAGCUGGACAAGACGUGAGAGUGCCCAGGUGGGCUCUUAAUCUGGGACCCCCUUCAGUGAUUUUGUAUUAAAACCAUGCACCAGUUCCUAAAGGGAUUUAUAAAAUGAAUAAAGGAAACUUCAACUAAAUUGGAGUCAGGAAGGCAUGUAGGGGGAGCUCUCAUGCCCUGUCACACAUCAUCAAUUACUCCAAACAGGAAGAGGCCUACACUUGCAUCUCUGACAGGAAGUACAACUACUUGACUACUAAAGGAAGAUUUCUUUCCCCACCCAGCCACAGCCCAGCCAAUGGGAAAUGCCACAGCUCAGCCAAUAAGGAGCCCUUGCCACCUUGAACUGUUACUUUCCCCCAAUGGAUUUUCCUUUAGAAUAGCCCUUCCCUACUCCCCAUUUUUCUCUGUAAAAGCAGCUCCCGUUUUUUGUUCUCUGGAUUUGCCUAUGAUUUGCUGUAGCAUACAUAUCCUGAAUUGCAAUUUUUUUGGCUAUUCCCAAAUAAACUCAUU
Messenger RNA from Diceros bicornis minor, 2367 nucleotides. RefSeq names its product carbohydrate sulfotransferase 13 (gene CHST13). The record is from RefSeq and is a predicted model, not a curated record. Gene Ontology annotation, biological process: proteoglycan biosynthetic process; carbohydrate biosynthetic process. Bases 59 to 1084 code for a protein of 341 amino acids. Gene Ontology annotation, cellular component: membrane. Gene Ontology annotation, molecular function: sulfotransferase activity. The transcript is spliced from 3 exons. Lineage: Eukaryota; Metazoa; Chordata; Mammalia; Perissodactyla; Rhinocerotidae.